GGAGUUGAUGUUACUGGGUGGUGAGAAGUGUUUUCAAAUACGCUCAUAGAUGUUAAUUUUCUGUAUCCAGUCAUAGGAUAGUAUGAUCUCGUAAUAUGAGACGGCUGAACAUAUGACCUGUGAGUACUGCAGCUGCGGUUGAGGUGAUUUUUGUAAAACUGCAUAAUCUAGUUUCGCGAGAUGUUAAUACUUAGGGUGUUUGGAAAGAAGAGUGAAACUGUUGCAGCCACGGAAGGCGAUUCAAAAAGGAUGGAUAAUUUUUCAUAUUUUGGUCAAGGUAUAGACUUCAAACAAAAAAUAGUCAACUUGGACGGCGUUCCUAUAAAGUUACAAAUAUGGGACACAGCGGGCGAGGAGAGAUUUCGUACCCUAACCACAGCUUAUUACAGAGGUGCCCAGGGCAUCGUGUUGGUCUAUGACGUCACGAACCUUGACUCCUUCAACCAUCUUUCGUACUGGCUAAGAAAUAUUGAGGAGAACGCAUCACCUGAGGUGGUCAAGGUUCUAGCGGGGAACAAAUGCGAGGUCACAGCGCAGCAGAGGGCGGUCGACAAGGAGAGAGGUCAGAAGUUGGCGGACAGCUUCGACAUGCCCUUCUACGAAGUCUCCUGUCGGGGGAACGUGAGCGUCCAGGAGACCUUCCUUACCCUCGCAAGGCUCAUCAGGGACCUGAGGCAGAGAAGGGCGAGCCUCUUCGAGGAGCGAGAGAGACAGAGCGAGGGCGUCAACUUGGCCGCUGACCAGAAAGACGACGCUGCCACGUCAGCCUGCGCGUCGUCCUGUUGAGGUCAACCGCUGUGUGUGACCUUUUAGACAGACAGACAGACAGAGAGAGAGAGAAAGAGAGCGAGAGAGAAAGAGAGCGUGAAAGAGACCGAGAGAAUGAACCGGAUUUUCGGCGCAGUGGUUGACCUUUGCUGACCCAGGAAGAAUGGUGACCAGUGGGUUCUCACAUUAUGACGGAUUCCUUGAGAGUUUGUUUUCUAGGACGAGGAAGGGUUGUAGGAGUUUUGGGGAGGGGCCGGGUUGUU
This is a messenger RNA of Macrobrachium nipponense, 1031 nucleotides long. RefSeq names its product ras-related protein Rab-8A-like (gene RabX4). Lineage: Eukaryota; Metazoa; Arthropoda; Malacostraca; Decapoda; Palaemonidae. The transcript is spliced from 6 exons. The record is from RefSeq and is a predicted model, not a curated record. The coding region runs from base 181 to 786 and encodes 201 amino acids. Gene Ontology annotation, molecular function: GTPase activity; GTP binding.